Parnassius mnemosyne (clouded apollo) is the source of this 678-nucleotide messenger RNA. NCBI's taxonomy places the organism in Eukaryota, Metazoa, Arthropoda, Insecta, Lepidoptera, Papilionidae. The record is from the annotation of a GenBank genome assembly.
AUGGACACAAGCAAACCUCGCCCGAGAAUUAAUACUGAAGGCCAAGAUCGCGCUUCAAAGGAUAAUACAUCUGAAAAUGAGGAAAAUGACCACAUAGGUGAAGAUCAUGAUCAGUCUCAAGAUAAACAACCCCGUGCCACCGCGAGCAUUGAAUCGGACCAAGCAACCGAUAAUGCAAAGAAUUCAUCAAAAUCGGAAAUCAAAUCUCCACUUCCGAUAAAGAGAAAAUACGUCGCGAACCAGGACCCAAUGUUGCAAUCGGUAUUUGAUUUGCUGAAAUCAUCGGCUUCGGCUGCUAAAGCGGUAGCUACUGCUUCAACUGCACCCGCUACUGGAUUAGACCAGUAUCAGCUAUACGCUAAUUAUUUGGCAGGCAAAUUUAGGGGUUAUUCCAAGCAAACCUACAUGACUGUGAAACAUCAAAUAAACAACAUCCUAUAUAACGCUGAUUGUGGACAAUAUGAAUAUCAGCGCGGGUACUCCACUCCGGCAUCUACAUAUCCCUUGGCUGAGACUACACCUCAAAUGUCUGUAAAUUCUUCUUAUUCAAACAGAGCACAAAGUUUAGCCCCGUACAUGACUGAAAAUCAAGUACAUUCUCCAGUGACUCAAGUGUAUGAUUCGUCGAUGGAUUCCGAAGAUUCUUUUCGUGAUUUGAUCCAUGACAUCAAUUAUUAG